Molecule: messenger RNA, 2979 nt
Organism: Clonostachys solani
Lineage: Eukaryota; Fungi; Ascomycota; Sordariomycetes; Hypocreales; Bionectriaceae
Source: the annotation of a GenBank genome assembly
AUGGGUGAAUCGCCGCCGCCGGCAUCGAAGAGGAUGCAACGCAUCGCUGCACAGCUCGGCAAACUGUCGCUAGAGCUCGUGGAGCCCAUCAUUUCCACUUUGCCACUUUACAAGGCAUUGGAUCUCAUGAUGGUUCCUCUAGGACCUGAUGCGGGCACAGGCCAUCUUUCAACCCAUGGCCAGCUGAGUCCUUUGGUUCAAGCCUUCAUUUUUAGCCCAGCCUGGAAGCACAUCUUUAGAAACACCGAAUUAGCAACACAGAUCUUGCUUGUCUGGGAAGGAUUGAACCGUAUUUUCAAGCUCUGCCACGGAAAUGGUUAUAGCAACAUAGUCAAACAGACCAACCCUGCCUUCUUCCCUUGGGCCAGGGUGCAAUCGACUUGGAGAAUCUUAGACCAGGGAGCAGAUCAGAUCUCCGACGGACACUGGCUUCUUACCAAACUAAAAGCCGCUCUGUGGUUGAUGGCAGUCCCUGGAAAACAAACCGCCAUAUUUUCCAACCUUCCUUCCAGCGCAGCAUUCAUGCUUUUGCCCCCAGAGUAUGGCGCCUUGCCUAACUCCCCCAUGAUCGAUGCGCAUCUUCCUGAAGGUAAAUUUUCAUUCGCUGGAAAUUCAGUUGUUCGCUCUCCACAGCGCUCACACCAAGUUUUUGCAGACCAAUCCAGCCUUCCGCCAGUCGAAUUGUCCAUAGCGACUUCACGCCCUCAUGAAUUUCAGACGACAGGAUGGGACCUAUCACAACUUCUCAAAUAUAUAGGCGACCUCGAAGAGGCUUGGAAAAAGCUUAAAACCAGAUGGGCUUUAGAGCUUCAGUCCCUUGAAGCUUUGUACAAGCGUUACCCGACCAUGCUGAAGGCGGCUCUAAGGCCUCAAGUGUCACAUAAUCCUAUGAACGAGGAUCAUAUCCCAAGAACGUUUCAACAAGCUAUUCGCAAGUUGGAGGGAUUAGGCCUCCAGGGGAACGGACAGUGGCGUUUCCUUUUCCAGUUUUCUCACCACUACCUAGUGCCCUACAAUUGGUGUCUGCGUCUUUUCAUGAUCGUGAUGGGUGAGAAGAGCCCCGAAAUUCCUCCCGAGUUUGCUCUGGACUUAGAACGAGCUCUCCAAGGCAUUUCACAUGUCCAAAAGUACGGAGGAGGUGACAAUCUAGAGUACCCGAGAGCCAGAUGCGCCCAGGACGAUGUGCGCCAUAUGGAAUUUGAGAUCCAUGUUAAUAGGACCACGCUUCUGCCAACCUCGCAAGCCGAGCUGCAGUGGCUAACCUCGUUCCUCACCGUUGUCAGGUGGAUGGAGAGCGAGUAUUCUGAUCUUGCCGAGGAACUACGCCGUCCCGUUGCUCAGAUCCGUCGUGUCGGAAAGGGAAAGGGUCAGAAAAGGUUCACGCUAGAGCCGUCAGAUUACAAGUAUCUGGCGGAGUCUUUACCAGCUCGAGAGGUCGCCGCGUAUUUGAAAAAGGAUGCAGAGCAAAGUAAUAGGCCCAUGACCACCAACCAGGCUCGCUAUCCGAGUUUGCUCGCCUUUUCUAUGCCUGAUUUUUCAACGCCGAAAGCCCAAGAAAUUGCAAAUCAUCUGACACCACAGGAAGAUAUGUCGAAAGAUAUUCAACAGAUUGUCUAUAACAGCACGAUAGAAAAGAUCAAGCGCCACUUCAGGAGACCACUCUCUCCGCCACCCAAGGAUAGCGAGCUUUUGGUGCAUGAAGUCCUCGAUAAGAACGAACAAUCCGUUGGAGCAUCAUCGGGAUCAACCGAAUGGGCUGAAGCAGUUGAGGCUUAUGCCGAUGCGGUGCAAAAGAAGCCUGCAUCUCCAUCUCAUCGCUGCUAUAUUUGUCGGCACACUGUGAUCCAUGAGCGAGAUCUGCAUCCGGUGUUUACCGCCAUGUGCAAACCCUGCGGUGAUUUCAACUCGGCGGGCUCUGCCAUGUCGUUGCCAGGAAAGCUCAACCUCAAGGGGAAAACCGCGUUUGUUACCGGAGGCAGAAUCAAUCUUGGAUUUCACACGGCGCUGAGACUGCUUCGAUGUGGUGCAAGAGUCAUAGUCUCCAGCCGAUAUCCACAAGACGCGUUUCUUCGAUACCGGGAUCAACCAGACUCUGCAGAAUGGCUAGAGGAUCGGCUCCGUAUUCUUGGAGCGGACUUUCGCACUGCUCAUGACGCUUUUGAGCUUGCGAAACUCGUGAAAGAUACUCUUUCAACAUGCGCAGUUACUUCGAGACACGCUACUCCUACCUUAGACAUCAUGAUCAAUAAUGCAGCCCAGACGCUGACGGAUGGCGACAAGAAGGAAGAAACAGCGGUUAGCAGGGAAAUCGAUCUCGCUGUUUCCCUGCCUCAGCAUCCUGCCUUGCCGGCUGUGGCAUCUUAUACUCCUCGCGUCGGGGGUGGUGCAUCCGCGACUAACUUCAUCGAAAAUCAGAGCAGAGGAAGUCUUCCAUCAACAAUCAUCUCUCCAUCAACCAUCCAACUUGCCCCUGAGAAAUCUUCCUGGGUCCAGGGCUUGACAGAGAUACCCUAUGCUGACGUCGUGACCGCCCAGGCCGUCAAUGCUUUUGUACCGCUGAUUCUUAUACGUGAGCUUCUACCACUCAUGUCCCGCCGUCAAGAUAGACAGCCAGGUCAAAUAAUCAAUGUGUCCUCUCGUGAGGGUAUAUUCGAAGACAAGCGGAAUCAUUCUGCUAAGCAAGGCAAGCAUGUCCACACCAAUAUGUCAAAGGCUGCACUGAACAUGAUUACUGAGACGGAGGCAUCAUCGUCAUGGAAGAACCACCAUGUUGCCAUGAAUACUGUGGACCCUGGUUAUAUGAGUGCUGCUCCAGAGAUGGAACACGUCUUUGGCGGUGUGAGACCUCUAGGCUGGGAAGAUGGUGCUGGGCGAGUAUUGUGGCCAGUCGCGAUGGCGUACGGCGAGGACAGGACCGCUAUAUGGGGUCGUUUUUUGAAGCACUAUGGAGCCGGGAGCGUGACUCCGGGCCUUGGUUAG